Messenger RNA from Dermacentor silvarum, 3199 nucleotides. RefSeq names its product mucin-3A-like. The record is from RefSeq and is a predicted model, not a curated record. The transcript has 3 exons. Lineage: Eukaryota; Metazoa; Arthropoda; Arachnida; Ixodida; Ixodidae. The coding region runs from base 144 to 1754 and encodes 536 amino acids.
CUUCAGUCCUACCUGGUACACCACCCAUCGAACUAAGUCACACUGCAGGUACUUCUCACGAAAGUACGACAGGGUCGGCCGUCCCCACUGUAGCGACCAAUCUAGUAACGACUCCCGGCCCUCUCACAAAACCUGAUCCGCUCAUGAAUCCCCCAGAAGUUGCACAUGCACAUGAUACAACGGAGACGCUUAACCGCACCGGCACGCACAGUCCUCUUAGUUCCAUACAACACGAGCCGAACCUAGAUGUUGCUCCAGCGAUUCAAACCAGUAAGGUAGGAGUUGGCAAUGAAACAAAGACGCCACUCGGCAGCAGUGAUCAACCGGUCCCGAAGACAGCAUCCGCUCCCGAUGAAACAAAAACGGGCGUUCCGCCUUCAGUCCUCGCUGUUACACCACCUACGGAAGUAAGUCACACUGCAGGUACUAAUCCUCACGAAAGUACGAAAGAGUCGGCUGUCCCCACUGCAGUGACGACUCUAGUAACGUCCCCCGACUCUCUUACCGAAAACCCUACGCUCCUGAAUCCCCUAGACGUUGCACAUGCAGAUAAUGCAACGGUGACGCUUAACCGCACCGGAACGCACAGACCUCUAAGUUCUAUACAACACGAGCCGAACCUAGAAGUCACUCCAGCGAUUCAAGGCAAUGAGGUAGGAGGCGGCAAUGCAACACAGACGCCAAUCGGCACAGAUACCAGUGAACGUCCGGCCCCGAUACCAGCAUCCGGUCCAGAUGAAACAAAAACAGGCCUUCCACCUGCAGUCUUAUCUGGUACACCACCUACCGAACUAAGUCACACUGCAGGUACUUCUCACGGAAGUACGACAGAGUCGGCCGUGCCCACUGCAGCGACCAAUCUUGUAAUGACUCCCGGCCCUCUCACAAAACCUCGUCCGCUCAUGAAUCUCCCAGACGUUGCACAUGUGGAUAAUGCAACGGAGACGCUUAAUCCCACCGACACGCGCAGACCUCGAAGUUCGAUACAACACGAGCCGAACGUUGAAGUUGCUUCAGUGAUUCAAGUCAGUGAUGUAGGAGGCGGCAAUGAAACAAACACGCCACUCGGCACAGAUACCAGUGAUCAACCGGUCCCUAAACCAGCAUCCGCUACCGAUGAAACGAAAACAGGCGUUCCACCUUCAGUCCUCGCUGUUACACCACCUACGGAACUAAGUCACACUCCAGGUACUAAUCCUCACGAAAGUACGAAAGAGUCGGCUGUCCCCACUGCAGUGACGACUCUAGUAACGUCUCCUAACGCUCUUACCGAAAAACCUACGCUACUCAAUCCCCCAGACGUUUCACAUGCAGCUAAUGCGACGGAGACGCUUAACCGCACCGGCACGCACAUUCCUCUGAGUUCCAUACAACACGAGCCGAACGUUGAAGUUGCUCCAUCGAAUCAAGGCAGUGAAGUAGGAGGCGGCAAUGAAAUAAAGACGUCAAUCGGCACAGAUGCCAGUGAUCAUCCGGUCCCAAAACGAGCAACCGCUCCCAAUGAAACAAAAACAAGCAUUCCAUCUUCAGUCCUAGCUGGUACACUACCUACAGAACUAAAUCAAACUGCGGUUGGGUCCCUUCAUGGAAGUGCGACGAAUAAAGACAAAAGAAACGACUUAGGGUCAAGCGUUGCGGUCAUAUCAGUCGGCAAUAAUUUGAUGUUAAUAUUCCUAACUAGUCUUGCGAUAGCAUACUCAAUGUGUUUUUCGGAUAUGUUGUGUCUGGUUAUCCACAGUUCAGGCAUCCAUUGAAAUCAAUAUAUCCAGUAUAUUCAAUAUAUCGGCCUAUUAAGUAAACGCGCUAUUUCACAAUUCGAUGCGUAAAGAAAUAAUGCUUCACUGAGGUAUUACGGGCACUCGAAAACAUGCGCAGUAGUUGUUGCGGUGAGCGAUGUGAUAAUUGUAAAAAAUCGUACUAACUCUUCGCUGUCAAUCCAACCGCAAGAAAUGGCAAUAAGAUCACCUUUACAAUUGCGACAGCUCAUAUCUUUUAACUUCAAGAAAAAAGAGGUAGUUCUAUAAUAUCAAAAUAAACAGGCGUUUUUAAAUUAUACCAAGUCCUGUUUUCUUUGCCCUCCGAAUGUACCAUUGUUGUCAAAUGAAACGCGAACCGCUCUCUGUUCAAGAUUGCAGAGUAGAGUGAGAAAAGAGAACAGAAUAAAAAUAAAUAUAAAAUGCGAGUAAGUUUAGGCUUUUCUAUAAGAAAUGGUGGAAGCUUUCCGAUUAGAAUAAUUUCUGACAGGUAUUUGAACUAUAAAUCCAAAAGUCGCCGUUUUUUUUUUUUUUUUGAUGGGCCGGGCAUUGGACCUAAGAUGCUGUGUAACGUUACGGGAUCGUGGCAAAUCAUGUGCAUUUGUCGCUCAAAAAAUUGUCUCUAGUCGUGGGACGCGGGGAAUUCAAGAAUAUGCGCUCCGCUGUCUCUAAGCUGCCACAGUUUGUUGAAAAGAUUUGAUUGUCAAGAAAAAGACCUCCUCAGGAACCUGCUACUUCACCAGGAUCGAUUUCUGCGCUGUAUUGACCCAGAAGUGAGAUCUAAAAUUCCACGUACAUUUCCUCGACACUUAGAGGCAUUGUACCAUUGUCUUCGACUUACCGUGGCAUAGACGAACAAUUAUGUGCACCGCAUAGGGCGUACCACGAGUAGGGAUUUACGGUGCGCCAUAUGCGCUACAGAUAAUAAAUACUGCUAGGAGCUGUAGUCAUAGUUAUUUUUAUUUGUGUCCUUGACUCCAACACUCGCGAUAAAGAUUGCGAACAGUUUAUUCACUUUACCCAAGGACGAAAUUCUGAUUUCUCAACAGGCAAAAUUAAAGAAGAACGACUGCGUAAAACGUGUCGAGAAACUACACGGCAGUUCAGACUACUUGCGACAGAACUUACGAAAUCCAGUUGCUAAAUCCCACUCGCGGAACGCAGACGUGAAAAAUGCUGUAAAACGCGUGCGCUUAUGCACUGGGCUUAACAUAUCAACUCUUAAUUAAGUACACACAACAGGAAGUCAAAUCUAUGCUGAACACUGUAGGCACACGGGUAUAUGGGAGCUUCGAUAUCGGCCACGAUGACAUGCAUGACAUUGACAUCACAAGAUAUGAAUUUACGACUGCUGCACACAAUUCGGUGAAUAUGUAUGUACAUGCACAGUCAGUGUGCACAUCCCGACCAUUAACUUCAUAACUAAACUAAUAAAAGAAUUAUAA